AUACAUGCAAACCGUCCGCAAACCGUACUUUGUAUCAACCAAUUGUAGUCAAUCGUUGACUUUCGUUCUACAAGUACUGAACACGGUGAAUAUUUGAUCAUAGUCGGAUUCAACAGUAUAUUAUAACACUUAAUAAUAUGAUUAUUAUUAAAAUUAUUCUUUUGCUUGGUCUGGCAGCAUACGUGGCACGUUUGCUUUUCAGAUGUGGCGGUGGUGAGGUUCCACCAACAAUAGGCGGUAUUACAUUGAAGUUUCCGGAUGAUGAUGACAACGGUACCCAUUUAAUCCAGACCGGUGAACCGAGUGAACCACUUGACGAAAACAAAAAAGAUAUUCCAACAGUGUCUUCCGAUGAUGAUGACAACGGGGCCAGCUUAAUCGAUGACAAUGAAAGUUUCCAGUUUAAUAACUUACAGAAUAUUAACACUGGCAUUGAAGAUGAGCCAAUUAGCGAAGAACAUAACCCUUACCUUGACGACAAUGUUACAUAUACAGUGUCUAAUACAGGUGGUACGCAAAUCUUAAAUCAGGGUAAUGGACGUGUGAACACCUAUUAUAAAAGGAAUAAUAAAGAAGAACCAAUUAAUGUAAACAUUCAACAAGACGGAGCUAGUAGCAGUGGAUUGCAUUCAUCGAAGUUUUAUAAUAGUGUGCAGAUUAAUAACACUGACGGUAUUACAUUGAAGUUUCCGGAUGAUGAUGACAACGGUACCCAUUUAAUCCAGACCGGUGAACCGAGUGAACCACUUGACGAAAACAAAAAAGAUAUUCCAAUAGUGUCUUCCGAUGAUGAUGACAACGGGGCCAGCUUAAUCGAUGACAAUGAAAGUUUCCAGUUUAAUAACUUACAGAAUAUUAACACUGGUAUUGAAGAUCAGCCAAUUAGCGAAGAACAUAACCCUUACCUUGACGACAAUGUUACAUAUAGAGUGUCUAAUACAGGUGGUACGCAAAUCUUAAAUCAGGGUAAUGGACGUGUGAACACCUAUUAUAAAAGGAAUAAUAAAGAAGAACCAAUUAAUGUAAACAUUCAAGAAGACGGAGCUAGUAGCAGUGGAUUGCAUUCAUCGAAGUUUUAUAAUAGUGUGCAGAUUAAUAACACUGGUACUCAAAGUUUCCAAACGAAAUCACGAGAACAAGAACCAACCAAUGCAAACAUUCAAAGACCCCGAGCUAAUAGGAGUAGAUUGGGCUCAUCCAGGUCUGCUAUUCCAAGAAGCUGGACGAUGACUACCGAUAACAAUGAAAGUUUCCAGUUUAAUAACUUUGGUAAUGUAAAUGGAAAUAUUAAUGUCCAUAUAAACGGUUCACCUCUGGACUUUCAAGGUGAUACACUCUUCAUCGGCGAUAUCGAAGUCGAAGGAGUUAACGCAACUGUCAGGCCAUUAGUGAUAGUAUGGGGCAACAGUGCACUCAGUGUCAACGGGAUAGGUCAACCAGCAUUCACUGGGAUACUAGGUUCAGGAACCUUGGUUUUUUGAACGUUCAAGAAGCCAUAAAUCUACAACAAAAAAUACAAAUUCAAUUUAUCUAAAUUCAAAAAUUACAAUUGAUUAUAUAUAAAAAAAUAAUAAAAUUUAAAAUUGUAAUAAAACAGAUGAAAAUAAAACAAUAUAUUAA
Molecule: messenger RNA, 1620 nt
Organism: Adelges cooleyi (spruce gall adelgid)
Lineage: Eukaryota; Metazoa; Arthropoda; Insecta; Hemiptera; Adelgidae
Exons: 9
Coding region: 138-1481 (447 amino acids)
Source: RefSeq, a predicted model, not a curated record